This is a messenger RNA of Pestalotiopsis fici W106-1, 2121 nucleotides long. RefSeq lists its product as uncharacterized. The transcript is spliced from 2 exons. Bases 1 to 2121 code for a protein of 706 amino acids. Lineage: Eukaryota; Fungi; Ascomycota; Sordariomycetes; Amphisphaeriales; Sporocadaceae. The record is from RefSeq and is a predicted model, not a curated record.
AUGGCCGGCAUCAAACGCCAGUACAGCCCUGACAGCGUUGGUGAAGACGAGAGAGCUUCAAAGUUGUCCAAGCCGGAGUCCAAUAAUGCCUCCGCCGUCGCCCAUGCCAUUCUUACAAAGUCCACUGAUCGGCAAGUUCGCAUCGAUGUAAAGCUUGGUUCGACUCGCAAAGGCGCCAGAAACGACCCAAUGCCUUCUUUUUCCAUAGAAGACAUGAGAAAAGACCUGGAGAACUAUGACAGUACACUUUUCAACGGUGAAUUCGUUCAAGGCGAUGAUGAGGAUCAAGAAGCCAAUGAAUGUGAUUACAAUAACGAGGAUGACGCUGAUGAAGAUGAUGACGAGGAUGACGAGGAUGAUGAAGGCGACGAGGAUGACGAUGAUGACGAAGAUGAUGAAGGCGACAACUAUUCCGAUUACGGAGAAGGGCACCUGUGGUUGGAAACCAUCCGUGGUACCGCGCUGAGCGCCCAAUCGUUGUCGAAGAACAGCAAAAUUGGAUCCUGUCUUGCAAGACUCAUCAGACGUGAGGAGAUGCGUGCAUUAUUCUGGAAUGAAAUGGAGGUGCCUUCACGGGAGCUUUCAAAACUCGCAUUUGAGCUCUUUGAUCGAUAUGGACGGCUUCGCAGCGACUACUGUGAUCACGACGUCCGGAAAGGCACUGGCGUCUGGGGCAAGGAGCUCAACUACGGUGAUCUUCUGCUCUUUGAAGAAAUAAAAAUAGAUCGGCAAUGGCGACGACAGGGUAUAGCAAGACAGAUUGUCAAAGCUAUCUUGGAGACAACCAGAACAAAGGUUGCCUCGCAUGUGGGCUUCUUUGCCCUGGUCAGGCCGGGCUAUCUGACUCGGGAAGCCACAAGCGCGCAGGAACCGCCGGAGAAACAGGAAGAAAUCGCUCAAUGUUUCUGGAAAUCUCUAGGGUUUCGAAGAGUUGGUAUAUCUUCCUGGCUCGCAUUCACGGAUUCAGUUGAGCAUCCAUCAAGGCAAUUGGAGCUUGAACAGGACUGCCAAAAGCCAGAGGCGGCACCCGAAGACAAUGCCAUUCCACGCAUUCUGAAAGAGCUGUACCAAAAGUUGGGCCACCCCGAAACAGAUGAAAACGAAUGCAUUAGCAACGUACAAGUAGCCUUGUCCAGCAACCUCGAGAGUCAAAAAUGCGGCCCCUGUGGCGAUACCUUGCUCCAUUUCGCUGCAUUACGCCGCAAACCAGAGCUAGUCAAGUUGAUCAUAGCAGGGGCUCCCCAGACAGUCACCUUGAGAAACCAGGAAGGCUACACGCCGGCCGAAGCGCUUCAGAGAGAGCUAGAGGAGCAGAGGACCAGACAAGGAGAUUCCCAACUGACUCGUGUGGUCUCUGACGACUUCACCGGCUACGAGGCCUCGGCUAUUGCCUGCUUAGCUGCGUUUCAGAAUUUCUCAGCGGUUGACCUCUCAACUCUUUCGCCUCGGGACAUCGAGGCAGCAGUGGCGGUCACGGCCGAGCAGAUCAGCAGACCGAUUGGAUUCGAUAUCUUGGCAAUACAGAAGACAUUGCGACUCAAGUAUGGUUGUACCUGUGGGGAUUGCCUCGGCGGCUUCAUUAGCCCACGCACGAAGUUUGCCCUUCUUUGUGUUGCUGAAGUUCAAUACGACAUGCUGAACGACGAUAUCGGGCAUCGUACCGGGCCACAAUGGGUAGAUUCAAACAAUCAUCUUCUUACAGAGCUACCUUCCAGCGUCCGAAACAACCUGAAAACGAACAAAUCGAUGCGGCAAGGCUUCACAAACAUGAUAAACUACUUUGCCGAGUGUCUCCGAAGAGACAGAAUUCCAUCGGAACGUGAAGUUUUGUCGGUUUUGCGUAGCUACCAAUCAGAAUGGCCUCCUGUGACUAAAGGUUUCCUGCAACGUGGCGGUUCGGUCGCGUCUGUGGCAACUAUGAUCUUUCAGACAGCCAUGUAUCAGGAUAAGUGGAGCGGUGACGGGCACUGCUGGCAAAUGUUUGCUGAGCAAAUCGAUAAACUUCCAUCUUGUAGGAAUGAUCACGAGUUUGCAUUCGUGAGCGGAACAUGUGGCUACAAGAGAGUGCAACCUGAUUGCAGUCAACUCAUCUAUGAUCCAAACGAUGUGUCUUGCUGGUAA